CUGGGUACCCUUCUCGGCAUUGUCAUUCCUGCUGAAUCCAUUAAAGCAGUUUACCGUGUUGCUCGUAAUACGCAUACAGACAGAACUAAAAAUAUCAUACUACAACUUAACACGAAGCAUCUGAGGGAUGACGUCAUCGCUGCAUCUCGUGUUCGGCGUGGCUUAGCGGCGGGUCAACUCAUAGCUGCGGGUGGACCACGCAACGCUUCUUCGAGGUCAAGCAGUGACGUAACACAAUCAGAUCGCAUCGUCUACAUGAGCAAAGAUGCUCACUAG
Danaus chrysippus (African queen) is the source of this 276-nucleotide messenger RNA. The record is from the annotation of a GenBank genome assembly. NCBI's taxonomy places the organism in Eukaryota, Metazoa, Arthropoda, Insecta, Lepidoptera, Nymphalidae.